Apus apus (common swift) is the source of this 998-nucleotide messenger RNA. It is a transcript of the gene RAMP2, whose product is annotated as receptor activity modifying protein 2. Gene Ontology annotation, molecular function: coreceptor activity. Bases 293 to 826 code for a protein of 177 amino acids. The transcript has 4 exons. Gene Ontology annotation, biological process: cellular response to hormone stimulus; protein localization to plasma membrane; intracellular protein transport. Lineage: Eukaryota; Metazoa; Chordata; Aves; Apodiformes; Apodidae. The record is from RefSeq and is a predicted model, not a curated record. Gene Ontology annotation, cellular component: cell surface; membrane; signaling receptor complex.
AGAGAAAUACACAAGUAAACAAAAUAGCGGCCUCGUAAAACUGGACGUGCGGCGCGGGGAGCGGAGCCUCCGGGCCGUGGGUGAGGCGGGCGCCGGGUGCGGGAGCGAUGCCCGCGGGGGCCGGCACCGGCGGCGGGGUCCCCCCGGGAGAGCCGCUUUAAAGCCGAGCUGAGCAAUCUCAUUUUUCACACGUCUCCUGUAGUCAAACUGCCCCUGUCAGAGGAAAGGAGUUGCUUCCUGUUAUUUCCAUUUAAAUCCUUGUCCCGGUCGUUAGCCAGCAGCCUUUUGCAGGAUGGCACCGCUCGCACCGACAGGCUCUGUCCGAGGCUCCCGGGGGCUCCUGCUGCUCUGGGCAGCACUCCUGGGGACCGGGCUGUGUCACACAGGCACCAAGGAGGAGGGCUUUGCCCAGGAUGCCAGGACGAGCCCACCUGUGGCCGUGGUCAACUGGACAGCCCAGCUCGUGGAGGAGACGUACACCAACAUCACGCAGCAGUGCUGGGAGUUCUUCGUCGACCUGAUGAGGAACGUGAGGGUGCCGGAGCUGUGCGAGUGGAAAGUCAUCAGCAGACCCUACAGCCUGCUGCAGGCCUGCCUGGAGGACUGGGCUGACCGCCUGCACUACGGCUACCCCAACGCCCUGGCAGAGCAGUACAUCUUCCAGAGCCACCACCGCUACUUCCACAACUGCACCCUGCAGCACCAGGUCUACUUCGACCCUCCCGAGGACGUGCUGCUGGCCAUGAUCAUUGCCCCCAUCUGCCUUAUCCCCUUCCUGGUCACUCUGGUCAUCUGGCGCAGCAAGGACGGAAAGGCCCAGCCCUAGCGCCGAGGCACCGCUUUUGACGGCGCCCCCCGGGCUACGGGGCUAGCGGCUGCUUGAGCCCCGCGGGCCCGCGGCAGCGGCCGGUAGCCCCGCAGCGCGGGGGCGUGUGGGGUUGCUCAAGGGGCCGGUAGCCCCCCUCAGGCCCCAGGGAUUAAAGGCUUCUUCCCCCGUA